GCAGGCAGCGGGUGUUGGAUGUACCCCUGCUGCGGUGCUUGGAUAAAAAUUAAACAAAGAAAAGUACUUUUUGUUUCAGAAUGAAAACUGUUACUCAGAAGGUUGCUUGAAUUUGGUGAGAAUGGCCGCUGCAUGUCCGCAUGUCUAACCGAUGCAACCGAAACAUUCAGCUAGCUAGCUAAGCUAACAGAAACAGAACACUAUCGACGCUAGCAACUGCUAAGACUUACAUUUGGCUAAAAUAGGCUAACGUAGCUAGCUGGUAAUAUAGCUAGUUCGCUAGCUCGCCGAUUCCAGGACGUUUGCUCUUCCAAGUCAUCACACAGUCCAGCGGUUCCUGUCCCGGUCUCGGUUUUUCGUGUUUUCAUUUUACGCAGGAAGUUGCGGAACCGGAGCUGUGGCGGGGAGACGUGCGGAUAGGAACCCCCUGGCUGUCCAGGCGGACGCAUCAUAGUGACACGCCGGUCGUGGGAGAGAUCAGAAUAGAACCAUGGCUGAACUCUCCACCUUAUCCCCAUCACCACCUGCACUGGGUGAUCCUCAUACAGCUCCAACCAUCCCUCCGUCCUCAUCGGCGCCCCCUGCUCCCAACAUCCCUCCUCCAGAGUCUGUCAGGGAGAAACCCAUACCCAAGUCUUCCCUCUACAAUGAUAAAGCUUUGACUGCAAACUCUCCUCCAGCACAGUCAGGGGCUUCACCCUUGACUCCCCACUCACCCUCAAGUCCUCCUAAACACACUGCUGAGACCCCACUCACAUUACUGGUACACGAGCCUGCUCCAGAGGGAGAGGAUUCAGUUGGGAAAGAUGCAGAGACUGGAGCUCAUGUUAUUAAACAGGAGACAAUGACCGGUGACCCAGCAGGACUCCAGAGUUCUGAAACAGAGACCCCACCACUGUCAAGUGAGCCAGCUGCUCAGAGUGAAGUUCAGCUAGCAUCCCCCUCUCCUGAGCUAAAUUCUGGACCUAAUCUCUACCCUAAUGUGCAUGUCACCCACAAUCCAAAUCCUGUCAUGUAUGAUGGUCAAUUUACAGCGGGCCAGCCCCAAGCCGCUGCAACAUCCAAUCCCAUGUCUGCUCCUUCGGCAUCCACUGAUACAGCAGCAUCAGCAACAGCUGAAGAGGAGAAACCUCAGCCACUUCAAGAAGCACAAAACCCUCAAAGUGAGCCUCCUCCUCUCUCCCCAAAGCCUGACACUCCCAGUGAAGCAAGAAAAGCAGAACUGCCCAGCACCCCCACCAGAGCGGAACACCCUAGCCCUACUGUCCCACUGAUUCAUGAGCCAGCCUCUGCUCUCCAUCUGCCCAACCCCAACCCCCGGCCGGCCCCUGACACCCUCAGCUACCUAGAGUCAGCCAGCCUAAUGUCGGGGACGUUGGAGUCUCUAUCUGGGCUGGGAGAGGAUGGCAGCUCUGUGGGCUCAGACUCAGAGAUCAAUGGCCUGGCUGUCAGACGCACUGAUAAAUAUGGCUUCCUAGGUGGUAAUCAGUACAGUGAAAGCAGUGAAAAGGAAGUUCGAGUUGAAGUUGCCCGACAGAGGGAGGUAAAAUGGCUUGACAUGUUCUACAACUGGGAUAAGUGGAUCAAACAUCGCUUCCAGAAGGUGAAAUUGCGCUGCAGGAAGGGGAUUCCGUCUUCUCUCAGAUCCAAAGCUUGGCAGAUGCUGUCCAACAGCCAAGAGCUCCUAGAAGCCAACCCUGGAAAAUUUGAGGAGCUGGAGAGAGAGCAGGGAGAAGCUAAAUGGCUGGACAUCAUAGAGAAGGACCUCCACAGACAGUUCCCCUUCCAUGAAAUGUUUGCUGCUCGUGGUGGCCAUGGGCAACAGGAUCUGUACCGGAUCCUGAAGGCCUACACCAUCUACCGGCCUGAUGAGGGCUACUGCCAGGCCCAGGCUCCAGUGGCUGCAGUGCUGCUCAUGCAUAUGCCUGCUGAGCAAGCUUUUUGGUGCCUCGUCCAGAUAUGCGAGAAGUACCUUCCUGGCUACUACAGCGCUGGACUGGAAGCAAUCCAGCUGGAUGGCGAGAUCUUCUUCUCCCUGUUGCGGCGUACGUGUCCGAUGGCAUACCGUCAUCUUAAGAAGUUCAAGAUUGACCCGAUUCUCUACAUGACUGAGUGGUUCAUGUGCAUCUUCUCACGCACUUUACCAUGGGCCAGUGUGCUGCGUGUAUGGGACAUGUUCUUCUGUGAAGGGGUGAAGAUUGUGUUUCGUGUGGGCCUGGUGCUACUGAAACAGAUGCUUGGCUCUGUUGAUAAACUUCGGGAACUACAGGGCAUGUAUGAAACCAUGGAGCGUCUAAGGAGCAUCUCACCUGACACUAUCAGAGAGGACAUAUUGGUACAGGAGAUUAUCACGCUCCCGGUGACGGAGGCGCUCAUAGAGAGGGAGUGCAGCAUCCAGGUGAGGAAGUGGAGGGAGUCCAGAGGGGAGCUGACGCACCAGCCAGGCCGCCGCCUCCAUGGCACGAGGGCCAUCUUCGAGCACAAGCGCCGUGCCACUGCCAUCAGCUCCGGUGGCAGCUUCUCUUUCCUGGGAAGCCCGAUCCCUCCCCCAGGACCCCUCAGGGCUUCCUCCAGCCUCCUCUCACUCCCUGGCUUCCGCAAGUCCAAGGCUCCUUUCCACUCCCAAACCAAGAAGGGCUCCUUCUCGGGGCUGUCAGGAAUGGAGGGCCUGCUGCCUCAGUCCCCACCUGCAGGAAUAUCAAGCCCGGGACGAGGCCCCAGCCAUAAGCCACCCAUUCCUCCAGGGGCAGGUCAGAGGGCACCAGCACCCCACAUUCAAAGUCCCUUAGUUGGGAGUGCACCUGGCUCAUCAUGUGGGUCUGCUCAGACCUCAGAAGGCACCUCAGCACAGGGCCAGCCUGCUGCUUCGGCCCCAACACAAAGCACAGCACCACCACCCACCACUCUAGCCCCCUCCCCUAAGAUUGUCUCUGAGCAAAUUACUCCCACUAUCCCCUCUCCUACUGCCAACAAUGCCCCUCUGCCGCCAUGUCCAGAUUCCAAAAAAGAACCGGCACCAGCAGCUGAUGCCACAACGGGAGAGGAAGAGGGAAGGAAGAAGAAGAGGAGCAAAGAAGACAAGAAGAAGGAAAAGGAAGAUGAGAAGAAAAAACUGAAGGAAAAGAAAGAAAAGGAAAAGGCUGAAAAAGAGAGGCUCAGGAAGGAGAAAGAGAGGCUAGAAAAAGAGAAGAAGAAAGGGGGGAAGAAAAAGGACAAAGGGGGAGGAGAAGCUGAGGACAAAAACGGAGCUACAGCAGCGAGAGAUUCGGCCUAGUUUGCCACCCUGUCAUUCCAGGAUAAUGAAAAGGGACGCUUAACAAAAAAAGAGGUCAGGGGAACAAAAGACCCCCAGAAACGGAGAGUGAGUAAUAAAAAAAAAAAUAAAAAAAAAAUGGGAUGGCUUCCUGUAUACCGCAUCAUGUUGAAGACUUUAUGUAGCCUCACGACCAUGGUGGAGAAAACUGGAUCUUGGUUUUAAUAGCACCUCGAGGGGGGCUUCUUGCCCCUCACUCAAUGCUUUCUUUUUCUAGUAAGAUGGGACAGAUUUCCUUUUUCAACUGGAGCAUGGACCGUGAAUCUGAAUACUUUUUCAGAAGAUCACAGUCAUUAUCUCUUUUAGUUUUUUUAAUUCUUUUUUUUUUGUUGCUUUUUAAAAAAAUUAUUUUAAUCAGAUUGAUGGCAGCGGUUAGAGAAACAUCGACUCAAGGGAUUGUUGAACUGAAGGUGUGCAGAAACAGCGAUGGUGCCAUAGAGUAUGUAAAUAAAAGGUCUACCUACAGUACAUAGGAGCCUGUUAGCACUCCACAUGCCGCAUCAUUUCUCAUCUGUGGACAGGUUAUCUGGAUGCCUGGAACAAAAAGAAAAGAAAACCCUUCAAAGUCAUCUCAAACGCAGGCACUGAAGGCAGAAAUGCUAGUAAUGUUGUUGAGGAUGUAUUUAUUGUCAUGUUAAAUGUUGUGAGUGAGUGUGUGCCUUAGUAGUGUAGUGAAAUGUGUUCCUGUUCUGUGUGUGCUCUCCCUGUUUUCAGUCUGCCUGCCUUUUUUUUUUUUUUCCUCCAGUCAAGCCAACAUUGAAUCGUGUGUGUGGUUUUCUCCUAAUUCCUCUGUCAUUGGAAUUAAUCUGAAGAGGAAGAUCGAGGGAUAUCCACAGAUGAAGAGAGGGAGAAAAUGAAAAAUCCAACCAGACACCAUGCAGUGGUGCAUGGUGUCUGGUUCGUUUGUGUGCGUUUGACACACUGGGAGCUUUUAUUGUUUUCAGGCCUCAAUUAAAAUUUUAUGUGUCUGAGGCUGAUUUUUGCAGAAGUCAGGCACAGCAUUAUUGAUAAACGGGCCAUGUGAAAAACCCAGCAGUGACCGUGCACAAGCCCUGCAGACCAAAUGUCCAUCUGUAAAAUUAGUAUUUUGCUUUUGACAAACAAAAUCCAACACAUGUAUUUUAUUUAGCCAAAUUUCAGUGUGGGUGAGGACUUGCGUUCAUUAGCCCAUUAGAAUGUGAUUUCAAGUAUCUUAAGAGAAUGAAGGAUGAUUUUUGCACUUGUGAUUUUGUCACAAAGCACCACUGAAGUUGACCACUCCGAUAGUGUAGUGAAGUAGAAAACCAGAGUCUCAACAGGCCGGUUUCAUGGUUUGAAAUCUGGGCCUUGAGGACCUAUAGGAAGCCACUUGACUGGAGGUGCCAGGUGUGCCAAUGUAGCAUUAACCUCUGAUCUUUGACCUUCGGUCUCUGAUGUAUUUAUGUACAAAGUGGUUAAUUUAAUCAAAUAUAGUAUAUUAUGAAUUAUUAUUAUAAUUAUUAUUAUUUUGGAUCUGACUAUUUUUCUAUGUGACACCUGGUUGACUGGAACGAUGGCUGACUACACUCAGUGUAGUUGCAGGGGGAUCAUUUUAGUGUUUAUUUUUAAUUUCUUUUUUUUUUUUUUCUUUGCACGCUAAGUCCUCCGCUUUGACACAAAAAACUCGAUGCAUGUCUUUGCUAUUAUUUAAGUUUACUGUCAUUGUUAGUUCAGUCAACUCUAGGUUCACGAGUCUCCAGUUUACUGAAGUGCAGUAUUAAACAGACUUGAGUGGAAAAAUGGGCCUCCGACAGAACAAACAGUGAGAUGAGUGACUCAGACAGACGUUUUGGGAGUUGAAGGUCUUAAUCGUACUGUAUAAUAUACUAUGAGGUGAUUUAUGAGCUUUGAAUAGUUCUUUAAUUCGAGAUCUUAAGUGUGUCUGUCUCACCAAGUUGUGUUGUAACAUUCAUAAAGACUUAUGGACUAACUCCCUAACCUAUUUACACUCAGUGUUCUGUACUGUAAAAUAUUUAUGCAUACAUUAAACUGCACUGAACCCCAUCAGUAUAUGAUGAGUAGUGCCAGGUAGUUAGUGUAAAAACCAUUUGAUGGCAAAAAACAUAGAUGCUCUUUAACUGUACUGUUUUUGUAGUUAAGGAUUAGAGGGACUUCGUGUAAUUAUAGCCAACAUGUCCUCAUAUUCACUGUUUUUCACUUAUUUCAGGUCUUUACAUGGCUGCCAUUUGAACAUAUAAUGAUCACACACUCCCUCCCUCCUCUGUUUUGACACCAGUGCAUUUAUAGGCACAGAUUAGUGUAGUGUUACUGAGGAGAAACUGAACACAUCUAUGCAAACCAUCCUCCAUCAUGACUGUUGAUAGUGUGUGGUGAUAGCAGCACUGAUCACGGCGAGCGGAUCGGUGCCAUGGAAAAAUGAAAUUUGUGCUUCAGUAGGUCUUCUGAGCACACUUUCAGGCCUGUGGGCCACAACAUUUUAUGAGCAAUACGUCCUUGCAGCUCAUGUCUUGGUGAUAAUGUAAUUUCUCUGUUCAGAGGGCUAAAGAUGUCGUGAUCAAACUAACUUCUUGUUACCUUGUGAUAUCCCCCUGUGGAAUCAACACUUACCUCUGCAAUACUGAGAACGAAUCAAGGAAUCCAUUUCUACAGGUCCUUUGAGCAUUUCUGCAUUGAUCCUGAAAACACCGUUCUUGAUUACAUUUGAUUGGGAAUGACCCCACUGAUGCAAAUAUUUCAAGUUUCAGCUGUUUUUCUCCCCGUUGCCGUUACGUCUUUUGUGUUUUUAAGUUUACAUGUCACUCUCUCUGGCGGAAGUGAAAUAAAAUCAUAGCUAAUUGAAUUCAUUCCUGCAGAUCUUCAACUGAUGUAUUUAAUUGAUGAAAAUGACAUUUGUGAUGAGUAAUAAACCAUAAUAUAUU
This is a messenger RNA of Chelmon rostratus (copperband butterflyfish), 6210 nucleotides long. Its product is annotated as TBC1 domain family member 10B-like. The record is from RefSeq and is a predicted model, not a curated record. NCBI's taxonomy places the organism in Eukaryota, Metazoa, Chordata, Actinopteri, Chaetodontiformes, Chaetodontidae. The transcript has 10 exons. Bases 491 to 3274 code for a protein of 927 amino acids.